AUGCCAAACACAAAAGAGAAGCUAAGCACAGAAUUCUUAAGAUAUGCAGUAAGUACGGGAGUAUUUGGCAUGGGAAUGUCACUAGGUGUUCAGUCUCCUGCCGCGCUUAUGAACAUCCAUUCAGCAAGAAUCUUUUUAACCAUCCAGGAUGUGAAAGAGCAGUGGACGUACUCUGGAAUGGACCUUCCUAGAACACUUACAUCGGUGGGGAGCGUGCUAUCUUCCUCUGUUAUUCUUGUAUCUGGGUACUCUCGAGCAGCCCGUGUCACUGAAAGCGCAUAUCUUGCCAUGGAGGCAUUCUGUAAGAUAGAGCAGUGGGUAAAUAUUUGGAAGGUAAAACGGGCCCAGUCUGUGCCGAGCAAUCAGCUUAUGACUAUUUAUUCAAAGGCCUCCUUCUCCGCAGUUAUUUCAGUUGUAGAGCUCCUCUCUUUCAUGUUUUCUAUAUGGCCGGUUUAUUUCUUAGCAAAUGUAUUGAAAGGAAGCCAUUUCCUAUACACUACUUUAUAUGCACUGUUUAAAAAUAGCAGCCAGAAUUCUGGCACAGGAAAAAAGAAAAUAGACAUGCUUAUCAGUGCGUGUUUUAAGCAAUAA
Nematocida parisii ERTm1 is the source of this 591-nucleotide messenger RNA. RefSeq lists its product as uncharacterized. The transcript has a single exon. The coding region runs from base 1 to 591 and encodes 196 amino acids. NCBI's taxonomy places the organism in Eukaryota, Fungi, Microsporidia. The record is from RefSeq and is a predicted model, not a curated record.